Messenger RNA from Dentiscutata erythropus, 207 nucleotides. The record is from the annotation of a GenBank genome assembly. Lineage: Eukaryota; Fungi; Glomeromycota; Glomeromycetes; Diversisporales; Gigasporaceae.
AAACAUAACAAAACUCCAAAUGAAGUUUUUGAUUGGGUGUUGAAAAAUAAUGAUGAUUCAAGAUAUAUUUGUUUACUCGGAAUAUUUUAUAGUUGGAGCAUUGGAACAGUAAAAUGUGAUACAGAAUCAUUUAAAUUAUUCUUUAAAGCAGCAAAUAAAGAUAAUGUCAUUGAACAAUAUUACCAAGAAUUUGAAGAAAGCAACUGA